Messenger RNA from Phytophthora infestans T30-4, 2622 nucleotides. RefSeq lists its product as uncharacterized. Bases 1 to 2622 code for a protein of 873 amino acids. Lineage: Eukaryota; Oomycota; Peronosporomycetes; Peronosporales; Peronosporaceae. Gene Ontology annotation, cellular component: exocyst. The record is from RefSeq and is a predicted model, not a curated record. The transcript has 11 exons. Gene Ontology annotation, biological process: intracellular protein localization; exocytosis; Golgi to plasma membrane transport.
AUGGUGAGCGGUCCCGAGGCGCUACGCAUCGCCAUUCGCGAUGGGAUUCUAGAGAGGAAGCGUCGUGCAGGCUACUGGACCAAGCGGCAAUUCGUAUUGACACCCACGCAUUUAAUGUACUUCGAGUCUUUGGAUGCUAAAGAACCUGCGAACUCCUUUGCGACCAUGGAGAUCAUGGCGGUCCAGAAGAGCUCCAGUGACCCACAACAACGGAUAUUUACGCUCGUACUCUUCAAAAAGAAGAAAGAGUACCGAGCUAGGAGUGCAGAGGAGAGAGAUGCUUGGGUGGAAGUGCUAGAGUCCGUCUCCGGGAUGAAAGGGGCGGGUGCCGCCUCUGUACCAGUGAAGAAGGAGGAAAGCAAGGCAGACAGAGAGAGUGGCAGUAGUGUCCAGGAAGUCAAAGACGUGGAUCUACGAGCUCUCUGUGAACAGAUGAAGAAAUCUUUUUCGUGGCAGAUCCAGAUCAGCAAAUCCUUCUCGUCGAAAGAUGUCGCCGAGUUUGUGAAGAAGACGCUCCCGCAUUUAUCAUCUACUCAGAUCCAGGAGGUUGGCCAGGGAUUUAUCGACUUGAAGCUGAUAAUUCCGUUGAAGUCGCAUGUUUUCGAUGUUGCGGACCCGGGAAGGUUCAAGUUUGUGGAGAUGGCAGUGCCGAAACAGCCCAAGAACCAUUUAAGUAUGGGAGGCCCAUCGAUCGCGAACCUUAUGGGCAACCAACAGUUUAACGCGAGGAAAUAUGCAGAAGAUUUCCUGCGCAAACAUUCGCAGCUGAAAAUUGACUCGCACUGCAAGAAGCUCGUAGCUCAGAAGGAAAACACCAUCGAAGAUCUGAAAGAAGAAAUUAGUGCAAACUACACGUCGUUUAUUCGCGCGGCCGACGAGAUCAAAACGAUGGAGAACAGCGUGUCGCAACUGAAGACGUUGGUGCUGGAGUGUAGACGGACAAUGCACACGUUGAAAGGUGUUGCAUUGGAGCCUCCGCCUGAAAAAGUGGCACAAGUCGAUUUCAAAGCAGUUGACAAGAAAGCAGACGAACGAAAGCAGAGCAUGGCGUUGGACGAGUUUAUAAACGAUCUCGAAGUGCAUCUUUACGAGAGAAACUACGAGCAAUUCACUCAGCUGAUGCUCGAGUACAAGCGAAAAGAGACGCAGGGGAUCGAGUCUUCCACUGAGUCACAACAAGCGAAAAUUGACGAGCUUCGACACUUGCUAGUCGAAAAACUGGUCGACGAGUUCAAUGCGUCAUUGCAGACAUCCGAGCGUAUGCACAAGAAGGAGAACCACCUCGAGUUCUUGAUCCAGUUAGGAGAGACUCAGUUGGCAACGGAGAUGUGCUUGCAGAAUUACUCGGUUCGAAUCGCUCUCCAACUGCGACACGUACCGUCCUAUGGGAACGCUCUCAACUACAUUAUCAAUUUCUCCCGAACUUUUUUCACUUCUCUCCUGGUGUGCUACGAGGACUACGAACACAGCUUUCGAGGACAGAAAAGCUCGCACUUUAUCUCCUUGACUGUAUGGAUAUCUUCCCAACUUGAACAUUUCGCGAGUGAAGUCACGUAUCACAUUUUCCCGAAUGAUCCAAGUGCUUCCACAUCGCGAAGCUCAUCUGCAGCAGGAGAUUUUUCGUCACCAGGUAGCUGUGUGGCCAUCGACGUCUCGGAGUUUAAAAGUGUUGCGAAGUACGUGUCCAGUGCACUUCGAUACGUGUUUUAUGGGUCGCGGCAACUGGAACUGGCAGGAUUACCCACCGCACACUAUUUGGCACCGUAUUUAGCUCGAGGGUUAGUGUCCUUUUUCACGAGCUAUUGCGUUGCAGUCAAGAACACAAUACGAGAAGAGAUUAAACGGGAGCGGUGGGAAAUGACGUCACGGACGAUUCGCGAUCCAGAGAACAAAGUGGAGCGUGAAAUUAUUCUGACGCAGAGUGCGCGAUCCUUUUACACGCUGGUGCAACAAUUUCUUCGCGAUGUACAACGUGUGAUGAAUCCCUCGUGCGCUACAUCGAAUCUUGCGGAGGUUCAUGGCGUUGUGGUGUGGGAAGCCGACGAGCUGCUAGUCCGGCACAGUUUUGAAGAGCUUCAGUAUUUAGAAUCUCCGAAGCUAUCGUCUUCGUUGCGACCGAAACAUGUUAUUGGUAUCCUCACAAACGCCGCGUAUAUUCAAGAUGACUGUGCGGCUCGGUCAACAAAUAUCCUUCAAGAGUAUUUGCCCAAAGCUGCAUUGCAGAAUAGAGAGAACUCGGUUUUAUGGGAUAAACUCGUUACUAUAGGCGUGAAGCGAUGCGCGCAGUCGUUGAUGAAAAUGUCAUUCAGUUGGCAGGAUAUGGAGCUAGCCGACGAGAGUCUCCCAGAGACUCCCACAAUCUCAUUAUUUGCUGGUGUGGUAGCUAAGGAGCUUGCUGACGUCAUGACGAACAAUCAGCUCAACAAAGCUAUGCUAGAAGAUGAGUCGUGGUGGCAAAACUUCAGCGGCAAAGGUGGAGCAGGACGCAAACGAUUGGGAUACGGCGGAAUGAUGGAGAUUUACCAGCAGCUAUAUCCUGGGAGGAAAGACGUCCGUGCACCAGCAGAAUGGACUCAAACCUACGCUAAACGAUGCAUCGCAGCGGCACCUUCCAUACGGUAA